Molecule: messenger RNA, 1407 nt
Organism: Exaiptasia diaphana
Lineage: Eukaryota; Metazoa; Cnidaria; Anthozoa; Actiniaria; Aiptasiidae
Product: F-box only protein 47
Exons: 8
Coding region: 1-1407 (468 amino acids)
Molecular function (GO): protein binding
Source: RefSeq, a predicted model, not a curated record
AUGACCUCUCAUAUAUGUUGUUACAUGAAAAAUGUGAAAACAACAUACAAAGCAAGAAGACACAAGGCAGCAGGAAAGCAAAAAGCGGAAAAAAUAUUUGAACAAGCAGCUACCACAAUAUUCGGGUAUCUUUCCGUUUUGCCCAAGGAAAUGUGCUUUCAUAUCUUUGCUCGAGUUCCUCUGGUUGAUCUUGGAAAUCUUUCCCUUACUUCGCGCUCAAUGAGAGAUUUAGUCUUGGAGUACAUCAGAAGCAAACAGGGUCUGUCAAAGAUAUUGCCAGAAGUUUCCAAAACAGAUGAGAAGGAAAGCUACAUCGCAGAAGUGAUCAUUUUGGAUAAUGCUUUGAAAUACAGUGAACAUUUCGGAGAUCUUGGUGUUCUGCUGAAGAAAGUAAGCUGUCUUUUUUCUACGAAAGAAAGGUUAAAAGAAGUUGGUGUAGCGCUGGACAAGUUGAAAGACACCCAUUCUCUACUGUGCACUCAGUUCAGCAGCGACUUUGCCUACAGCUGCUAUGGAGCAUUUUUACGGUCAUUCAUAGCAGGAUGGGAAGACGAUGAGAAAUUACGAGCUUAUCAUGCAAUCAAAGGAGCGUCUUUAUUAGAUGAGAGAAUGGAAAAAGUCCUCAACUCAGCGCCUGGUACUUAUCCUUGGUUCGAAAAGUACAUCCGCGUGUUUUGUAGAGAGAUCUUCUUAAAUAAAGCUUUUGAUGAAACUGAUCGAGGUUUCUGGUUAUCUACAAUACUUCAGCCAUGGCCGAUCGUCUUUCAAGCUCGAUUACUUUAUUUGCUAUACGGACCAUUCUAUCGAGAUACAGGUUUGGUCAAUUGGUCUGUGAUGUCAACGUGUCCAACGUUUUACGGAGUUGAGGACGUUGAGAUUCGAGAGCUUGCAGAUGCUUUGGUCUUACUUCAUACAGAAUGCAAAGAGAAAUGGAACGAGGAUGGAAUUAUUAGCAUUAUCGAGGAAUUGUCAGGAAUAUCCAAUGAAUGGUGUCUAGAGAACAUAGCCAAGCUGCUAGUGCUUUGUGGCGAACACGUGACCUAUUCAGUCCUUGGAAGUAAGGCCGUCAAUGGUCGAAUACAUGAACUGGCUUAUCUAGGGUAUUCGAUCGCACAGGUUGCUGGUCGGUAUGAUAUGGGUCAUGGUAAGAGUCGUAAACUAGAUAUGUUUGUGAGUCUUGUCAAGAGAAUGGUGAACGCUAUGCCUGGAUACAAGAAUAAAGUAUCGUUUGCCAUGUCAUUAUUUAACGUCUGGGAAGAGAACAUCAUUUCUCUAACAGAGGAAAUCCAGGACGAUACAGAUCACGACGGAACCUCCGAAGAGCCCGAACAAGCUCUCAUCGAAAGCGUCCACAAUUUAUGUAAAGUUGCAGGCUUACUUUUAAAGGAGUCGAUUACCAACAAAUGA